AUGAUGAGCAAUCACUCAAGUGCCACUGAGUUCUGCCUUUUGGGUUUCCCUGGGUCCCAGGAACUACAUCACACUGUUUUUGCUAUAUUCUUUCUCUUCUACUCAGUGACCCUGAUGGGAAACACGGUCAUCAUUGUGCUCGUCUGCAUCGAUAAACGUCUGCAGUCCCCCAUGUAUUUCUUCCUUGGCCAUCUCUCUGCCUUGGAGAUCCUGGUGACAAGCACUGUUGUCCCUGUGAUGCUCUGGGGGCUGCUGCUCCCUGGGAUGCAGACAAUAUCGCUGCCUGGGUGUGUCACCCAGCUCUUCCUGUACCUUGCUCUGGGCACCACAGAGUUUGCCCUGUUGGGAGCAAUGGCUGUGGACCGUUACGUGGCUGUCUGCAACCCUUUGAGGUACAGUGUCAUUAUGAACAGCCACACCUGCAUCUGGGUGGUCAUUGUGUCCUGGGUGUUUGGGUUCCUUUCUGAAAUCUGGCCUGUCUAUGCCACGUUUCAGUUUACCUUCUGCAAAUCAAACCUGAUAGACCAUUUUUACUGUGACCGAGGGCAAUUGCUCAAACUCUCCUGUGACGACACUCUUUUCACAGAGUUUGUUCUUUUUUUAAUGGCUAUUUUCAUUAUUGUUGGUUCUCUGGCCCCAACCAUUGUCUCCUACACCUACAUCAUCUCCACCAUCCUCAAGAUCCCCUCGGCGUCGGGCCGGAGGAAAGCCUUCUCUACCUGUGCCUCCCACUUCACCUUCGUCGUGAUUGGCUAUGGCAGCUGCUUGUUCCUCUAUGUGAAACCCAAGCAAACGCAGGCUGCCGAGUACAAUAAGAUAGUUUCCCUGUUGAUUUCUGUGUUAACCCCUUUCCUGAACCCUUUCAUCUUCACUCUCCGGAAUGACAAAGUCAAAGAGGCCUUUCGAGAUGGAGUGAAAUGCUGCUAUCAACUCCUGAAGGAUUAG
This is a messenger RNA of Phacochoerus africanus (Common warthog), 945 nucleotides long. Its product is annotated as olfactory receptor 9A4. The transcript has a single exon. The record is from RefSeq and is a predicted model, not a curated record. Gene Ontology annotation, biological process: G protein-coupled receptor signaling pathway. Lineage: Eukaryota; Metazoa; Chordata; Mammalia; Artiodactyla; Suidae. Gene Ontology annotation, cellular component: membrane. Gene Ontology annotation, molecular function: olfactory receptor activity; G protein-coupled receptor activity. The coding region runs from base 1 to 945 and encodes 314 amino acids.